GCUCUGGCACUGCUUUCUCGGCUUGGCUCUCCUGCCUUGAGGAAACACCUCAUUGGAGAAGUCCCACAAACCUUGGUUAAACUGCCACCAUCCCUCAGCACCUUUUAUAUGCUCCCUCUGCCUGGACAGAGAGACUUCCUUCCUCCUGAGAGACCAUGUGGGCCAGGCUCCUUCUCGUUGGGGUGCUCCUCUCCUUCUCUGCUGACCUCCAUGCAGCUGGUGGAGGGGAUGGUGCUCAAAAGAGCCAGACUCCUGUGAACAGUACCUGCCAGCUCCCUGCAGAUAAAGGUCCCUGUGACAAGUUAGAACUUCGUUGGUUCUACAACUCAGAGUCCAAGAGGUGUGAACGUUUCUUGUAUGGAGGCUGCUAUGGGAAUGCCAACAAUUUCAAGGACAUCAAUGAAUGUGACCGCCGUUGCGUCUCCCCAGAUCUCAACAAGCCUGGUAAGUGUCCCCUCUCAACUCAUGCCAUUGACGCUUUUUAUGGGAAACACUGCUCCUCCGAUUCCAGCUGCCCGAGCACUGAGCGCUGCUGUGCAACUAGGCACGGGAAGCAAUGUCUACGCCCAAGUGAGGAGAGUGCAGGAUACUGCCCGCUGCUGAUUCGCCCACCCAGCAGAAGAGACGGCUCUCUUUGCUUUGCCAACUGCACCGAUGACUUCGAAUGCUUCAUUUCUGACUUUCACCGGACGAAGUGCUGCCCCUUUGAGAACAGGAAGCUGUGCAUGGAAGCUGUGGAAGAACACCCCGGCGUGUGUCCCAGGAGACAUGAAGUGUACCCCUUUGUUCCCUGCAAUGACACCUGCAUUGAUGACCAAGAUUGUCCCCUGACCGAGAAGUGUUGCUUCACCGGCUGCAGCCGAGGCUGCCUGCCCUCAGUCCGCAGCUACCAGUGCCAGCCACCCCCAGACCAGGACAGCUGCUCAAAGGAGGUGCAGCGCUACUACUAUGACCAGGAAAAUAAGGAAUGUGUCUCUUACCGUGUCUGUGAGGACAAAAGCAACAACUUUGAGACCAGGGAGAUGUGUGAACAGGCCUGUGGGAAAAUCAGCAAAGAGGUUUGCAAACUACCAUCAGAUUCUGGUCCCUGCUUAGCAUAUUCAGAAUUUUAUUACUACAACUGGAAGACCAAAACCUGUGAAAUAUUUGUUUAUGGAGCAUGCCAAGGCAACCAAAAUCGCUUUGCCACCAAACUGGAGUGCCAAAUGGUCUGUGGUGGAUUCGAGCAACAGCAAGAGCAAGAGCAACAGCAGCAGCAGCAACAACAACAACAACAAAAAGAAGAAGAAAAACAACACCCCAAAGAAUGAGCCCCUCCACGACAUCCCUGCAUGGAAGCGCAACCUUUGGAGCUGACGCCUCCACCAUGGCUGCCACGGCCACUGCCCCAGCUGCGUUCCUGUUUGAGCUUCCUCCCUUUUCAAGAAUAAAGACAUGACUUUCCCUGCA
Crotalus tigris (Tiger rattlesnake) is the source of this 1449-nucleotide messenger RNA. Its product is annotated as papilin-like. Gene Ontology annotation, cellular component: extracellular region. Gene Ontology annotation, biological process: negative regulation of peptidase activity. Gene Ontology annotation, molecular function: serine-type endopeptidase inhibitor activity. The transcript has 8 exons. NCBI's taxonomy places the organism in Eukaryota, Metazoa, Chordata, Lepidosauria, Squamata, Viperidae. Bases 156 to 1310 code for a protein of 384 amino acids. The record is from RefSeq and is a predicted model, not a curated record.